AUAUUGCCUGUGAAAUCCUGCGCGCGGGAGCAUCUAUCCAAAGCGAUCGAUUGUGCAAUGGCCAAAGAUUCCACAAUAUCCAAGUUCUAUCUAUAUAUAUAACAUAUAUAAUUGGCACCAGACCACCAUCAAGCACGCCCUAAAAGCUUAAACAAACCAAUACUUGUGAGGAAUGAGGAUCAUGAUAUCUCCCACUAUCUUCAUCUUUUCUCUCCUCCUUUUCUCCUGCCAUGCUGCUGUGCAGGACUUCUGUGUCGCUGACCUCGCAGCUCCUGAAAGCCCCGCAGGCUACGCUUGCAAAAAGCCUGCAGAGGUCACGGUGGCUGAUUUUGUUUUCUCUGGCCUAGGCAUUGCCGGAAACACCUCAAAUCUUAUUAAAGCUGCAGUCACCCCGGCAUUUUCCACGCAGUUUCCUGGUGUGAACGGGCUUGGAAUUUCUUUGGCUCGUCUGGACUUGGCGCCUGGUGGAGUUGUGCCAUUCCACACACAUCCUGGAGGUUCAGAAGUCCUACUUGUUUUGAAAGGAACAAUCACCGCUGGGUUUGUUUCCUCAGCUAAUAAUGUUUACCUUAAAAAUCUUCAGAGGGGUGACAUCAUGGCUUUCCCUAAAGGAUUACUACACUUCCAAGUGAAUUCCGGAGGUAGUCCAGCUGAAGCAUAUGCUAGCUUCAGUAGUGCAAGCCCAGGUCUCCAGAUUCUGGACUACGUUUUGUUUGCAAACGAUUUACCCACUGAAUUGGUAGCAGCAACUACUUUCCUUGACAUUCCUCAGAUUAAGAAGCUUAAAGGCGUUCUUGGGGGUACAGGUUAAGGUCUCCAGAGAUUUUCUGUCCCAAUGGCUUCUUUGUUGUGAUUGAGAAGCUGGUUCAUAAGAGUAGGAUUCUUCUAGUCAGUAGAAGUUUCUUGGUUUAUUAAUGAAAGAGUCAUGUGAGUGGUCUUUGUAUUGCUUGUAGAAGUUUGAAUUGUAUGCUUAGUACUGAGUAUGCCUCUGAUUUUUAAAGCAAUUCUGUAUUUCUGUUGAAGGAAAAUUCCUUUGAUGAAGCCAGAUGAAUAAAUGCACGAUCUGUGUUUUGUGUUA
This is a messenger RNA of Alnus glutinosa, 1078 nucleotides long. RefSeq names its product auxin-binding protein ABP19a-like. The transcript has a single exon. Lineage: Eukaryota; Viridiplantae; Streptophyta; Magnoliopsida; Fagales; Betulaceae. Gene Ontology annotation, cellular component: cell wall. Bases 173 to 811 code for a protein of 212 amino acids. The record is from RefSeq and is a predicted model, not a curated record. Gene Ontology annotation, molecular function: manganese ion binding.